AUGAGAGCCACAAACCCUCUUGCUCCCGGCACUAAAUUAAGAAUACUUUUCGAGGAUGAUUCUCCCACAGUUAUACUCAUUAGCACACGUGGCUCAGUAAGACUUGCUCCUGUUCCCUGUCCCUUCUAUGUUAAUCAUCUGAGUAAUCCUGAGGUCGAGAGUUCGAGCCUCUCUCACCCCAACCCCAAGUUAAAAAUAGCAAACAGGUGCAAGAAGAUGCUUGUGAGAGUAGAUAGGGCAGUGGUUGCGAUGGAAAACUACUAUGAGUAA
Messenger RNA from Sphenostylis stenocarpa, 270 nucleotides. Lineage: Eukaryota; Viridiplantae; Streptophyta; Magnoliopsida; Fabales; Fabaceae. The record is from the annotation of a GenBank genome assembly.